AUGACUUAUUGGGGAACCCUCGUUGGGCUGGCUAGCUUGGCAGGAACUACUUCUGCUGCUGCUGCUUUAGGGGCCUACAAUAUUGACCCCAGCUCUGUCUCAGUAUCUGGUCUCUCCAGCGGUGGAUUCUUCUCUGCGCAGCUUGGCGUGGCAUAUUCCAAUGUCUUCCAGACUGGUUUCGGUGUAUUUGCGGGUGGUCCAUUCGAUUGCGCCCGCAACCAAGCGUACACUACUUGCAUGUACAACCAAAACCCAUCUAUAACCACUCCAAUUGCCAAUAUGAAGUCAUGGAGUGGCAAUCAAAUUGCUCCGGUUAGCAACUUAAAGAAUCGCAAAAUAUACCUCUGGGAAGGAUCGGCAGACACGACUGUGGGGCCAAAUGUGAUGAAUGCUCUGAAUUCUCAACUGAGCAACUUCGAUACCACUGCUGAUGUUUCAUAUGUUACAACAAGUGGUGCUGUCCACACCUUCCCAACCGAUUUUGAUGGAUCGGGCGACAAUUCGUGUAGCAUGUCUACAUCGCCGUAUAUCAGCAAUUGCAACUAUGACGGCGCUGGAGCAGUACUGCAAUGGAUGUAUGGCACGCUGAACGUAAGGAACACGGGAACGCUUUCUGGUUCUGUGAUCUCCUUUGCCCAGACCGGAGCAUAUGGCGCUUCUGGUAUGGACACUACUGGCUACCUCUAUGUUCCUGCUAGUUGCCAAAGUGGAACUACUGUCUGCAAGCUUCAUGUUGCUCUGCAUGGAUGUUUGCAAAGCUACAGUAACGUUCAGAUGGACUUCGUUCAAAAUACUGGCUAUAAUAAGUGGGCUGAUACCAACAACAUCAUCAUACUCUACCCCCAAGCAAUCCCUGACAACACCUUGCAUACCAUCUGGGGCGGUACUGAAUUGAGCAACCCGAAUGGUUGCUGGGACUGGGUAGGUUGGUAUGGUUCAAAUGCUGACCAAAUUGGAGGUGUUCAAAUGGUUGCCAUUGUCAAUCAAGUCGCGCAGAUCAUGAGCGGAAAUACCGGUGGUGGGAGUACUCCCACUAGUAGCACCACUUUAGCCACGACAACGAAGCCGACAUCUACGACAACGUCCCCAAGCAGCACUACGACAGGUGCGCCUCUUUACGGGCAGUGUGGUGGAUAUGGCUGGACUGGACCCACAACUUGUGCGCAAGGAGUUUGCACUGCUUACAGUACCUUGUAUGCUCAGUGCUUGCUACCUUUGUAG
Messenger RNA from Penicillium daleae, 1221 nucleotides. RefSeq names its product putative polyhydroxybutyrate depolymerase. NCBI's taxonomy places the organism in Eukaryota, Fungi, Ascomycota, Eurotiomycetes, Eurotiales, Aspergillaceae. The coding region runs from base 1 to 1221 and encodes 406 amino acids. The record is from RefSeq and is a predicted model, not a curated record. Gene Ontology annotation, molecular function: hydrolase activity; cellulose binding. Gene Ontology annotation, biological process: carbohydrate metabolic process. Gene Ontology annotation, cellular component: extracellular region. The transcript is spliced from 4 exons.